UUUUCAUUGUUGCAGAAAGACCGGAACAAAAUGGUCAACUAAAUUAUUUACUCAUUUUUAUUAACACGAAUCCCAAAACGGAACACAAAAAACUCAAAUCAGAAUUUUUAUACUGAGAAGUGACAAAAAAGAAAAAAAAUACAUAAAAUACUGUAUAAAACGUGCCGUUUCGCGCCUUUCCAUCCCUAGUCGGUAUUCGCGAAUUCUCCGGCUUCUCGUUUUUAUUCAUUUUGAAUCCUGCCAGUUUUGCGUACAAUUGGCCUCACCGCGGAUUAUAUUCUAUUGCUGGACAUUAGUGAAAAUCUGAUUGAAAAUGGAAGCUGCUCUUGUGGAAAUCAUUUGCGGACUCCUUUGCUCCGACAAUGAGAAAAUACGACAGUCCACUGCCGCCUUGGCGAAGGCCUACGAGAAUCCCGAGGCAUUACUGGGCUUCUGUAAGAUCAUAGUGUCGCCCAUGGAGACCCAGAUCCGUCAGUUCGCCGCCGUACUCCUCAACAAGCGACUGGGCAAGCUGCGACACUGGCAGGUCCUCAACGCUGAACAGCAGAACACAAUUAAGCAGAUCGUGCUCCAAGCUCUCGUCACAGAGAAGGAAAAGGGUGUGAAGAAUGCCAUCGCCCAGUUAAUUGGCAGUCUAGUGCGCCACGAGUCCGAUAAGCAGGACUCUUGGCUGUCAGAGCUCCUGAAGUUCAUCUUCGAUCGUUGCGUCAUGCCCGAUCCCAAGGAGAGCGAGCUGGGCUCCUCGAUAUUCGCCACUCUCACAGACUCUGCCCCCGAUCAGUUCGUGGCCCACAUGGACACCAUUUGCAUGAUCUUUGCCAGCGUUUUGGUGUCAGCGGAGAACAACGGUGACAUGACCACACCUACUGUUUGCAAUAUGCUGGCGGGCAUGAACUACCUGAUGCCUUUCGUGGCGGGGCAUACGACUGCGGAGAACACUGUGUCCAAAGUGCUGCCGCAGAUCCUUAAGUCUCUGCAUGCCUUUGCUUACAAGGGCGUUGUUCAGGAGUUCCUUACCGUGUUCGAUGUCCUGGACUGCAUUGCCGAGUACACACCCAAGCUGCUCAACAAUGUCAAGCCCGUACUGGACUUCUGCCUGGAGGUGGCCAACAACACGCAGCUGGAGGAUGCCAUUCGUGUUCAGGUCAUCGCCUUCAUUGGGCGCAUCGUGCGACUCAAGAAGAGAACUAUUUCCAAACAGAAGCUACUCGAGCCUGUCCUGGUCGUCAUUUUCAAUGUCAUGUGCUGUUCUCCCACUGGCGAUGACGACGAUGAUUACUUCGCGAACGACGGUGGAAGCAAUCCCGUUACUGCCUCCUCACAGACCCUAGAUAUUCUGGCUUUGCACAUGUCGCCGGAGAAGCUGAUUCCGCCGCUGCUGCAGAUCCUUGAAGAAGCCCUGCAGAAUCCGGAUCCGGUUCGUCGCCGUGCAGCCUUCCUCGCCAUGGCUGUCAUCGCCGAGGGAUGCUCGGAAGCCAUCACGCACAAGUAUCUGGAACCGAUGCUGAACAUCAUCAAGGGCGGUAUCAGCGAUCAGGAACCAUUGGUGCGCAACGCCGCCUUCUUUGCGUUAGGCCAGUUCUCGGAGCACUUACAACCGGAGAUUUCCAAGUAUGCUCCUCAGAUCCUUCCAGUUCUAUACGAUUAUCUCGGCCAGUUGGUCAAUGAAUUGAAGAUGGGCCAUCCCGAGUCGAAGUACACGGAUCGCAUGUUCUAUGCCCUGGAGACCUUUGUGGAGAACUUGGAGGACAAGAUUAAGCCAGACCUACCUAUACUGAUGGAGCGACUCUUCGAAGCCUUGGACGCCAAACACGCUCCCAGGGUCCGUGAACUGGCCUUGUCCACCGUAUCGGCAGUUGCCACUGCCGCCAAGGAGGACUUUAUGCCGUACUUCCCAAAGAUGAUAAGCGUCCUGCAGCUGUACAUGCUGUUGGAAAUUACUGACGAGUUGGAGCAGGUUCGCAUCCAAGCCAUGGAUACCCUGGCGGCGAUAGCGCGUGUCGUGGGAAAGCAGAACUUCCUGCCACUGGCCAACGACUCUAUGGGAUUCUGUCUGUCGAUUUUGGAAAACGGAGCCGAUGAUCCAGAUUUGCGCAGGGCUGUGUAUAACCUGAUGGGCGCUCUCUCGAUUGUGGCCAAUGAGGACAUGGCCACUGUUUAUCCAAAGAUUAUGGACCGCAUUGUGGAGUCAGUCAUAUCCAGCGAAGAUGUUCUGCCCAGUGUAGGAAGCGCUGAGGACAAUGACCCGAACAUUGAGAUCAAUCUGGAGGAGGAAUCUGAGGGAGAGGAGGAUGAAUCGGAACUGGAGGGUUUCCAGGUGGAGAACGAUUAUCUGAUAGAGAAAGAGGAGGCCAUCCUGGCGCUCAAGGAGUUCGCUGCCAACAGUGGCACUGCUUUCGCUCCAUAUCUUCAGUCGGCGUUCGAGAACGUGUACAAGGUUAUUGACCAUCCCCACGACUCUAUUCGCCGUGCUUCCGUGGAGACGAUUGCAGAGUUCGUGAAGUCGCUCCAUAAGAUUGGGGAUACAGAUGGAGUGUCUCGCGCCAGCCUGAUUGUUAUACCAAAGUUUGCGCAAAUGGUUCGCAGCGACGAAGAGCAGGGCGUGGUCCUUGUAGUGCUCGACGCCCUCGGUGAUCUGUUCAAGGAAGUUAAGGGUCCGGCUGUCCCAACCGCCGAAAUCGGAGAGCUUAUGUGUGGAUUAAUCAAGGAUCUGUUGAACAACAAGAUGGCCUGCCAGUUCAGUGAGCCGGGCGGUGCUGGAGGCGGUGACGAAGAGGAUGCCGACGACAGCGAGUACGAUGACGCGGUCAUUGAGAAUGCCGCUAACUUGCUCCCUCUUUUGGGCCAUGCUCUUGAGCCCAAGGACUUCUCACUAUUCUUUGGCAGGCUUUACCCGUUCUACAUCCAAAAAAUGUCCAAGAAGCACAGCAACACGGAGAUUCGGUCUUUCCUUUUCGGCACCUUGGCCGACUGCUUCCAGAGCCUGGGCAUCUGGAGCGUCAGCUACUUCGACACAAUGCGCCAAUUAUUUAUGAGUGGCAUCACUGACUCCGAUCCCAGAACUCGCCAAAAUGCAUACUAUGGUCUAGGAGAGCUUGUCUUGAAUUCUGAACAAAAAUCUUAUGAAUCAUAUCCGGCUAUCUUGCAAGCUCUUUCUGAUGCCAUUGCCAAAGAGAAGGAUCCAUCAGCUCUGGACAACAUUUGCGGGGCUGUGGCCCGUCUCAUCAUAACCAAUUUGGAAGGAGUGCCUCUGACUCACGUUCUGCCAGUGUUCAUGUCGAACUUGCCGCUGCGCGAGGAUACGGAGGAGAAUGACUCGGUGCAGAAGGCGUUCCGCGUACUCUUCAUGAAGUCUCGACCUAUCAUUGAGCCAUAUCUGGAGCAGAUGCUGGCCCUCACCAUUCAAAUGCUCUACAAGAAGGAACUAACCGAUGUCGAGAGAACCGAAAAUAGUAUAACCUUUGUCAAGGAGGUGGGCAAAUGUUAUCCGGACAAGUUCAGCAAUGUGUCGAAUUCAAGCCCAGAAGUUUUUCAAUUCGUGCAGUCCUUGUAAGCGGCAACACAUACGAAAUACGAAAUAAUUUUAUAUUCACCGAUAGAAGUCGACACCCGAAUUCACGUCACACGUCAUAGUAAAUUAGUUAAUCCCAGCAUACCUUUGCCCGCAGAAUCUGCUUUAUUUGGUGAGGCGAAUCGCUAUUGGAUUCAAGUUCCGACGAGGUUCAAAAUUCCAGUUAUUUCGUUUAAGAACCAUUCGAAAAUUACAAGGAUGUCUGUUAUCUUUGAGAUUUUGUCAUGAGAUGAUCUGUUGAAAUUUAAAGUUGAAGUUUAUUUAUACAAUGCCCGUCAUGCA
Messenger RNA from Drosophila ananassae, 3853 nucleotides. Its product is annotated as importin-4. Bases 314 to 3553 code for a protein of 1079 amino acids. The record is from RefSeq and is a predicted model, not a curated record. Gene Ontology annotation, biological process: protein import into nucleus. The transcript is spliced from 8 exons. Gene Ontology annotation, cellular component: cytoplasm; nucleus. Lineage: Eukaryota; Metazoa; Arthropoda; Insecta; Diptera; Drosophilidae. Gene Ontology annotation, molecular function: small GTPase binding; nuclear import signal receptor activity.